CAUUUAAAAUGGCAGGUUGGCCAUCUGUUCUCGUAGCAAUCGGCGUUGCUUUGGCAGUUAUAGUUGUUAACGAAGAGAGCAUGUACAACCGACGUAGAAAUCGCAGUGGAAAUUCAGGAAAACAUAAUCAUCAGGCAAAGUGUGAUAUAUUCAUUGGAAUCUUAUCUGCAAGGGAUCAUUUUGAGCACAGAAAGGCCAUACGUGAGACAUGGCUUGGAUAUAUACACACUCACCCUAGGUGGAAGAGAAGGAUUUGCAGCAAAUUUGUUGUUGGUAACCACUCCUGCCACUUACCUCCUGAAUACAGAAGAGAUCCAUACUCAUGUACACCACUCAACAUUUCAAAAACAGGGAAGCCCAAGGACAUUGUAGCAAUGACAGUCAUCAAUGAUACAGGGAUAUACAGACUGACUUCAGGUCCAAUUGGAUUUGAUUUCAAGGUUCAUUAUCCUAUCAUCCUUCACAAGCUGGGUGUCUUUGAUUCUUCUGCUGAUGGCAUCAAACAUCCUCUCACAGUUUCUCUCUUUGAUACUUGGAGGCAGGAAAAAGUAGUUAGUGCUCGUUUUAGCCCAGAACAGCCCGGUGUGUUUAUUGAAGGUUAUAGAUUCAGAGCAGUGGAGCCAUAUCUUCUUCCAAAGGGCUUUGAAGGAACGAUAGUUGUGAACAGUUUCAAUAAAGAUGAUCCUUCCACUACACUCUACCUCAGCAAAGAUGCUACUAAUAAUGGAGGGGGUGUUAUAGAAUUACAACAGUAUAGCAGAUAUAGCGAGGACAAUUCAGAUUUUCCAGAGAAAGUUGAAAAACUUGAUAGAGGCACAGAAGCUUUGGUUUCAGGCAACUUUAUUUACAAUAUUCAUGAACCUGAUAAACUCUCUGUUUGGAUGAAUGUAAGUGAAGAACAAUCUUCAAAAUGGCAUUCUAAGAUUGUCAACGAGACGAAAGCUCUCCAAGCCGAGGCUGAGGAUCAGAAUGAUAUUCUCCUUCUGGAUGUUGUAGAUACUUACAGAAAUAUUCCUGCAAAAAUGCUGCAAUUUUAUGAAUGGGUGGUGCAAUCAAGCAAUAUCCAAUAUGUAAUCAAAACUGAUGAUGAUGUUUACAUGAAUCUGGAUAAUAUUAUGCAGAGCUUUGGAAAUGAGGAGUAUCCAGCAUCUAAACUUUGGUGGGGUCAAUUCAGAUUUGGCUGGUCUGUAGAACAUCAUGGGAAGUGGGCGGAGCAUGACUACCAAUCACCAGUUUACCCAUCAUUUGCAUGUGGAUCAGGUAGUCUAAUGACAAGGGAUCUAUUUCAAUGGAUAGCUACUAAUUCAAGAAAUCUAUUCAAGUUUCAAGGAGAAGAUGUAUCCUUGGGUAUAUGGUUAGCUGCUCUUCAACCAAAUUACCAUGACGACCCGAGGUGGCACUGUGACAAUGCAUGUUCAUCUUCAAUGUAUGUAUCUGCAGAAUUAACUCCAGAUGAAAUCCGAAGUAGAUGGCAUCAUAGAAAACAAUGUGGAGACCCAUGUGGCUGUGGAUGACGUUAGUUUACAUUAUUUUGUUUUAUUUUUUGUAGAAAAUAGUUUAUAUAAUUCUCCUGCUUCUUUUUCUUCUUUUUAUGAGAAAGGGAUAGAGAGAGAUAGAGAGUGAAAGAGACAGAAUGGGGGAAUGAAAGAGAGACAAAAAGCAGAAGGGGGUCACAGUUAAUUUGAAAUUUGGUAAUAUGAAUUAUGAAAUCUUUAUAUCUAAGGUGUACAUCUUCUUUUGGAAUUACUAACCUGUGCAAUGUGUGCCUAUUGAUUCCUACUUCAAACCAUGAUUGAUUGAAUCUUGUAGUUAGUACAUUUUUUUUAGAUAACUUUGGAAUGUAAUAAUUACAAUCAUUCAUUUCUUUUAUUAUGCCUAUCACGUAACAUUUAGCAUAUCUUUGUACUUUUUAAUGAAAAAGGAAGAGAAGCUGGAGAAUUCAUUGUUGUCCACAAGUUGGAAUUGUUACCUCUUUCUCUUUUUGUGAAGUGAUUGUGACUGAUUCAUUCUUGUGAUGUUUAGUUACCAUUAUAAAUGUUAAAACUUGCCUUACUAUUUGUGGUAAAAUUGAAGAGUCUAAAGAAAUUAUAUACUAUACAAAUGAUGCAUGCACAUGAGUUCAUUUUGUGAUCUAUCCUCACUCUAGUUGAGGCUCUGUUCAAUCCAUUGCAAGAGGUCGUUAGGCUGAGUACAAUGGGAUGAACACAGUCUCAUCGAGAGUGGAUAGGUUGCAUAAUGGAUGAAUGAAGACAUGCAUCAUUUGGUUUAUACAAAUGGAUCAAAUAUUUAAUGGCUUUAAAGUCAUCAAAUCACAAGAAUCUUAGUAUUAAUAUAAAUCCAAACAAUGUUCAUUCUCCUUUUGGCAAUCAUAUGAACCCAUGUGCUAAUUGUUAAUGAUGAAUCAAUAUUAUGAUGUAAUGCACUCAGUCUGGUGUAAAGACAUUUUUCUUAACUGAAUUUCCUUGAUAACUCAUUUAAAAGUUAUCAAUAGCUUAGGACUUUAAAAAUAAUAAAAUCACAUCGUCGCAAGCACUUCAUGAGAAAAGGAAAUACUUAUUCCAAACCAUUGGAUAACAAUGUAUGAUUUAUGUUUUGUUAAUUUGCAAACUGGUGCUAUGUUUUUGUCUUCACAAUGUACUAUAAAAUUGGACCAUGUGAAUAUGAGAUAUUACAGUAUUAUUUUUUAUCUGAGUGAAUGUUAAUAGGUUUUGUAUUAUUGAUGUAAGAUAUUUAUAUGCUUGGCAAAAGUCAAUGAUUUAUGCCUAAAUAAAUUUGUAGAAUCUUGGAAUAUUGUCUCCAACUGUUGUCUGAACAAAGUAAAGGGCUCUGGAAAUGACUCUUAAUUAUUCUUUUCCAUCUGUAUAGGAAAAGACCCAUUUCUGAUUGAGAUUGUAUAACAGGGUUUUUGUUUUCCAUGUCUGCCCUGAAUAUCAAUGUUUACAAUAUUACACAACUGUUAUGUACUUUGUUAAAAGUAAUUUCUAAAUGUCUCCAAUACAGUGUUCAAUAAUUUUUGCACAGAUAUUUGUAUCUGCAUUGUAUCCUUGCAAUAAAUGGCUGGAAUACUUGGCAGAAAAAUGAACAUGCACUUAAGUUGUAUACAGGUUACCGGAACUCAAAUUUGAUGAAAUCGGUAAUAAUAUCAAAGCAGACCUACAUUUUCCUUUGCCAUUACUUUUUUAAAAAUCACUCUCACGUUGCUCAGCAAAAUAUACAUCUGCACAUCUUUAACUCAUUGAUGGGGAUAUUGCAGUAAUGGUGAUUGAAGUCCAGUCACCAAAAUAGGCAUUUGGAUUGGUUUGAUAAGUACUGUAAAGUGCCCAGACAUUGUCAAUAAUUGAACUAUAUGUAUAAACUAAAACCUUUUUAACAUCAACUGCCUAUUCAUAUUCCAUGGAAGCAACUUAAAAUUGUCAUUUGAAUGAGUCUAAUUAAUUACAGGUAUAUUAACAAGGGGGUAUAUAAUCAUGUUGCUGGUAUUGUGAAAAUCGUAGUCUUGCCAUGCCAAAUCUUGCAUACAGUUAGUUUGUUUGAUUGUUCUUGUUUAAAGAAUGCAAGAUAUUCUGAAGUGGAAUUUUGUCAGUGGUACAAUUUUCUUUAAUCAUCUUUGAAUCAAUUUAAAGUAUUCUGAAGUCCAGUUUGACAUAGGCCAUGAUCUCUUAGUUAAAAUUUUGGGAAGCCAAUGGGUUUAACAUGAGCCAUGAUCUCUUAGUUAAAAUUAUGGAAAGCCAACCGGUUUAACAUAGGCCAUGAUCUCAUAGUUAAAAUUAUGGUAAGCCAAGCCUUUCAGAAUUGAAGUUGAAUUAUGUUUCUUAUCAUUACUAGGCUCUUUCCUCAAGUUUAAUGAGCACUAUUUCAGUAAUUUAUAAUUUUUCAGUCACUUGUGAAUGAUUUGAGUGUCGAUUGAGCUGAUAAAUAGAACUUGUUAGAGAAACCGGUCACAUUUGGCUGUCCCUAGUUGAAUCACACUUUAAACCAGAGUUGAAAAUACAGGCCAAUUGAUAUAUAGUUCUUCCAUGUUGCCUUGAUUAUCAAUCAGUACAUGAGAGAUAUUAAGUGUGGUCACAUGGUGCCUGAAUUUGUAUCAAAAGCAAAAUACAUUCAUGAAUUAGAGAGGAUUAGUAGAUAAAACAAAAUCAAGUGUGAAUUAGAUUGUAAAUAGACUUGAGUAUGCAUGUAGAAUGAAGAAGAUUUAUAUCGUUUUAUAAUCGUUCUAAAUGAAAUAAUUAUUAGUCACCAAGACACCAGAGGCACAAUGAUUUGCUAUUUGUCCUGACAUUAUUUCGGUUGCACUGAAAAAUACCCCCCAAAAAGAGAGAAUUUGACCUGGGAAAGUCCUGAAUUUUUAAAAAUAUUUUACAAAAUAAUGUUGAAACUGAUAUUGAUUGCUAUUAAGAUACAAGAUACUAGCUUAUACAUUGGACAGGCUCCAUGUGAUAUGAAAUUGUUAUAUUCCAAACAUGUUCCCUUUUCUAUAAAAUGAGCAUGAUUAUGCAUUGUUUGUAUAAAGUAUAAAUAAUCUACAUGUUUUUACAAAUUUUGAUGUUUUUAACUAAAUUGGUAUCCUGUAAAUUACUACAUAUUUAUUCUCUUGAUCAGAAUACAACUGAGUUGAAACCAAAAAAAAAGACAGAAAAAUUCCAAGCAACACUCGCUUCACCAAGUAUCCUCUUUUCUCAAAGCUCCUUAUAAAAAUAUCCAAAAUUUAGCUCUAACAAUGGAAUUUCACUUUGUGCUACUUAAAACUAAUUCCAAAGAAAUAAUAUUUGCUGAGCAUUACAUUAUAUCCGUCCCCAUUUAGCAGUACUUACUUUAUUGCAUUUACACAGAUAUCUGUCAUGUGUUACAUAACCUCAUAAUCAUUGAUAAUUUCUUGCCAUAAAUAUAUAUCCUUGUUACCAUUUGCAAAUGUUUUAGAUUUGCAAACAGUGUGACAGCUAUCAUAUUUAUCAAUCAUAUAUAGUCAUAAGUGGUAUUGAUAUGUUUGAAUUAUUGGAAGAUACAGCUGUAUUUGGUAUACAUGUAUGAAAAUUGAUGUUGGCCCUUUGUAGUUUUUAAACAAAUUAAUGUUUGCAUUUGUCAUAAUUAUCUUUGAAAUUUAACCAAGUCUAACCAACUGACUGUUCUCCACAUGGACAUGAUAAAAAUGAAGAGUGACCUGAAAUGCCCUUAUUCGCAAAGUUUGUUUUGGAAACCAUCAGUUGAACCCAUGGUUUAUGCAGAUUUUCUGCUUAUUUACAUGUAAACUGAAAAGUGUC
Messenger RNA from Lytechinus variegatus (green sea urchin), 5258 nucleotides. RefSeq names its product UDP-GalNAc:beta-1,3-N-acetylgalactosaminyltransferase 2-like (gene b3galnt2). Bases 9 to 1514 code for a protein of 501 amino acids. Gene Ontology annotation, molecular function: hexosyltransferase activity. The record is from RefSeq and is a predicted model, not a curated record. Gene Ontology annotation, cellular component: membrane. NCBI's taxonomy places the organism in Eukaryota, Metazoa, Echinodermata, Echinoidea, Temnopleuroida, Toxopneustidae. The transcript is spliced from 12 exons.